AUAAUAUGUCCGAUGCCAUAGUUUAAAAUUUUAGUGUUUUCAUAUUCUUUUGGUGUCUUGGAACAAUCCUUGUUGUCGGUUGUUGUCGGUUGUUGUCGGUUGUUGUCGGUUGUUGUCGGUUGUCGGUUGUUGAUGGCAAUAUGGCCGCAGGAAAGGGAGCCAAAUUAGAUCGUGUGUUCUUGCGACGUUUCAAGAGAUGUCUCCUCAUAAUGUUUCCUGCAUUUCUGGCAACCUCCACAUUGCUUUUCGUCCUGCUCUUGGGAAUGUCAUUUUUACAACAAGUAUUGUACUACAAUGCUGGUCUAAUAUCAAGUCAGUUUAUUGAAGUCAUGGUUGAUAAAGACCAUUCUGGAUUUCAUCAAGUGAUUUUUACAUCAAUGAUUGUAAUCAUUUGCACAUCCUUGGUUAAAGGUUUGGUGAGUUUUGUAUCUGGUAUAUUGUAUGUGAACUGGCGAGGAAGUUUGACAAGAUUCAUCCAUAAAUUCUAUUUUGCCCAUGAUACGUACUAUAAACUUAAUGCUCUACAACAAGACAUUGAUAACUUGGACCAGCGUAUCACACAAGAUGUCGAUAAAUUUAGUAAUCAAUUCAGCAGUAUUUUCUCAACUCUUGUCAUUUCACCAUUCAUUGUGGGCUACUACACCUAUCAGUGUUAUAAAAGCAUUGGAUAUAUUGGUCCUCUCAGUAUUUAUGGUUAUUUCAUUGUUGGGACUUUAGUAAACAAACUGUUGAUGGCCCCUAUCAUCAAACUAGUUUUUCAACAGGAAAAACUAGAAGGAAAUUUCAGAUUUAAGCACAUGCAAAUUCGUGUUAAUGCUGAAUCAACAGCCUUUUACCGCUCAGGGUUGCUUGAGGAAAAGAAAACAAACAUUAAGUUAGAGAAUUUACUUGGUGUCCAGCUAAGGUUGGUUUCCUACCAGUUAGUACUUCAAUGUUCCGUGAAUUUUUUUGAUUAUUUUGGUUCAAUAGUCAGUUACUUAGUAGUCAGUAUUCCAUUAUUUACUGGUAAAUAUGAUGAUUUGAUGCCAGGGGAGCUUGCUGCUGUUGUGAGCAAGUAUUCUUUCAUAUCGAUGUAUCUUGUUCAUUCUUUCUCGCAAAUUAUUGACCUUUCAAAUAAGAUUUCAGAUAUUGCAGGAUACACACACCGGAUUGGUGAAGUGCUGGAAUCCUUGAAAGAAGAAACUGAAGCAACACAAGAUCCAUUCAGAUAUGGUGAUUUGGAUGAUGGUAUUUUAUUCAAGAUAGAGGGCCUUACCUACUCUGCUCCUCAGGCUUUAGACAAGCCUUUGGUAAAAGCUUUAGAUCUUGAGAUACGUCAUGGAAAGAACCUUUUAGUAACAGGAAAAACAGGCAGUGGAAAAAGUUCCUUGCUAAGGAUUAUGUGUGGUUUAUGGAAACCUGAUUGUGGGAGAGUUGUUACAAGAGCAACUGAUGAAAAGUAUACAGUUCUGUUUUUGCCCCAAAAACCACUUCUGACUGAUGGUUCUUUGAAACAACAGGUAAUUUAUCCUGAAGAUGAGGAUUCAUCUUUAGAUGAUCUUCUAAAUGUUAACAAAGAUCAUGUUGUAUUAGAUUCAAGAAGGGCUGAACGAGUUCUGGAAUGCCUUCAACUUGUUAAAUUGAUUGAUGUUUGUGAUCGUGCUGGGGGUGUGGAUCAUGAAGUGGACUGGAACUGGGAAGACAUGUUAUCACCAGGAGAGAUGCAACGACUUUCAUUUGCAAGGUUAUUUUACCACAAACCCGAUUGUGCAGUUCUGGAUGAGGCAAGCAGUGCUUUGGAUAUUGAAACUGAGAAUGAGUUUUAUCAGUUGUGUGACUCAUAUGGAAUUACAUUGAUAUCUGUUGGACAUAGAGAAAGUCUUCGACAGUUUCAUCACAGUUUCCUUAUUUUGGAUGGUGAAGGGGGCUGGAAACACCAGACACUUCAUUAGGAUUUAUCAAAGGUGGUAUAUUUUUGAAAAGAUGAGAAUUGUCAAGAAAGACAAUGUCUUUUUACCUAGAAAUUUGCUCAGAACAGCCAAAUGAAUUAUUAUUACUAUAAAUUAUUAUACAAAUAUAGUUAAA
Messenger RNA from Dendronephthya gigantea, 2064 nucleotides. RefSeq names its product ATP-binding cassette sub-family D member 4-like. Gene Ontology annotation, molecular function: ABC-type transporter activity; long-chain fatty acid transmembrane transporter activity; ATP binding. Bases 141 to 1931 code for a protein of 596 amino acids. The transcript has 22 exons. Gene Ontology annotation, cellular component: peroxisomal membrane. Gene Ontology annotation, biological process: peroxisome organization; long-chain fatty acid import into peroxisome; very long-chain fatty acid catabolic process. The record is from RefSeq and is a predicted model, not a curated record. NCBI's taxonomy places the organism in Eukaryota, Metazoa, Cnidaria, Anthozoa, Malacalcyonacea, Nephtheidae.